GCAACUUUUUCUUGUGGCUGAGGCAGCUUACGCGAGGUGAUUUUAUGUGAAGCUGUUCAGCGAUCUGAAGUACAAAGAAAUCAGUUGUCACUCGAUAUCAGCCGUCAUCGCACCGAUGCUCCUUCGAUCUCCUGGCUUCGUGAAAGCACCAGAAUUCUUGAUCAUUUGAAUAUAACAGUUACGACUCUUGACACGUUGUUCAUAACUACCCGCAUAUUCUGGGCAAUACGUGUUCACUAGGAAGGACACGUCAUAUGCAAUAUAAAUGCAAUGUUUGUGUUACCCGAUGGACACCAGAUCUCUCCAUAAAUGUCAUUUCACACGCAAAUACGACGCCGUCAAAACCAAAGGCGCGCUCGAAGUCGAAUAACCGCUUAUUCUUCUCUGUCUAUCGCAUUCUUUGCUAUACUCACGAUUAUAUGUCUAUGUCCGACCUCUGUAAAGGCGAGUUCUAAUGAUAGAAUUGAUGGACCUGUCAUUGGUAUAGACCUGGGAACCACAUAUUCUUGUGUUGGGGUACAGCGAGGCAGUGGUGUAGAAAUCAUCGCGAACGAUCAAGGUCAUCGUAUCACACCGUCUUGGGUUAGCUUCAAGGACAAUGAAAGAUUAAUUGGGGAGAGUGCCAAACACGCAUUUCAUUCCAAUCCGCAUAAUACGGUUUUCGACGCCAAGCGUUUAAUCGGACGUAGGGUCGACGACCCAGACGUACAGAAAGACAUCAAACAUUGGCCCUUCAAAGUACAGGAGAAGAACGGAAAACCGGCGAUUUCUGUACAAUAUGAGGGCAAAUCGCUUGACUUGUAUCCAGAAGAAAUCAGCGCCAUGGUACUUUCCAGGAUGAAGGAGGUAGCUGAAGCAUAUCUGGGGCAAAAGGUCUCGCACGCCGUAGUCACUGUCCCUGCGUACUUCAAUGAUGCCCAACGCCAGGCCACGAAAGAUGCAGGAACGAUCGCGGGACUGAACGUCGUUCGCGUCAUGAGCGAGCCUACUGCUGCCGCCCUCGCAUACGGCCUCAACAAGAAAGGCUCAGAAUCCAAGAUCAUCGUCUACGACCUUGGUGGAGGAACCUUUGACGUAUCUCUGCUCUCCAUUAAGGAUGGCGUUUUCGAAGUUCUCGCCACAGCUGGAGACACUCACCUCGGAGGCGAAGACUUUGACAAUCGUGUCAUCGACCACCUAGUGAAGAAGUACAAGCAGAAGACAGGGACUGACGUCUCAACGAACCAGAAGACGACGGGAAAGCUAAAGAAGGAGGUGGAGAACGCCAAGCGUACGCUGUCAACGCAGCAGAGCACUCGGAUCGAGAUCGAGAGUUUCGAGAAUGGGAACGAUUUCUCGGAAACGCUGACAAGGGCCAAGCUCGAAGAGCUCAACAUGAGCCUUUUCAGGAAGACCAUGAAACCUGUUGAACAGGUUCUCAAAGACGCAGACAUUUCGAAGGAUGAUAUCGAUGAAAUCGUUCUUGUCGGCGGAUCUACGCGCAUUCCCAAAAUUCAGCAAAUGCUCAGGGAUUAUUUCGGGAAAGAGCCGUCUAAGGGUAUCAAUCCUGACGAAGCUGUCGCAUACGGCGCUGCCGUGCAAGGGGGUAUCCUCUCCGGUAUCGAAACAGGAGCUACAGUAGUCGACGUCUGCCCUCUGACACUGGGUAUCGAAACGACCGGUGGCGUAAUGACAAAACUCAUCCCUCGUAAUACCAUCAUCCCAACACGCAAAAGUCAAAUUUUCUCUACCGCGGCGGAUAAUCAACCCACAGUCCUUAUUCAAGUCUUCGAGGGAGAGAGGGGGAUGACGCAGGACAAUAACCUCUUGGGCAAAUUUGAAUUGACAGGCAUCCCGCCGGCUCCGAGAGGCGUUCCUCAGAUUGAAGUAACCUUUGAAGUCGAUGCCAAUGGUAUCAUGAAAGUGUCCGCUGCUGAUAAGGCAACUGGAAAAACGGAGAGCAUUACUAUCAAGAACGAAAAAGGACGUCUUAGUCAAGACGAGAUUGACAGAAUGGUCGUGGAGGGCGAGAGAUUUGCCGAACAAGAUAAGCUUCGAAAGGAUCAGAUCGAAGCGCUAAACGCCUUGUCGUCGUUCAUCUAUGGGCUCAAAAGCCAACUAAAUGACCAAGAGGGACUUGGAGGAAAACUCGAUGCAUCCGACAAGAACACUGUUUCGGAGGUAAUCCAUGAGACUAUAGAUUGGAUCGAGGAUAGCGGGACAAGUGCUACCACAGAGGACUUGGAGGAAAAAUUAACUGAGAUUCAAAGUACUAUAAAUCCUAUUACCGCCAAGCUGUAUCAUUCACCCGGUCCGCAAGAAUGGGAAUGGGAGCGCCCAGACGAUGAGUUGUAGAAGCGCACGUAGCAUACCCAUCAUUGUACAUCUACUAGCAUACUACUUUACUGCCAGGACAGCUUCAGGAGUUACGAG
This is a messenger RNA of Desarmillaria tabescens, 2412 nucleotides long. Its product is annotated as heat shock protein 70. Bases 310 to 2334 code for a protein of 674 amino acids. The transcript is spliced from 12 exons. Gene Ontology annotation, molecular function: ATP-dependent protein folding chaperone; ATP binding. Lineage: Eukaryota; Fungi; Basidiomycota; Agaricomycetes; Agaricales; Physalacriaceae. Gene Ontology annotation, biological process: endoplasmic reticulum unfolded protein response. Gene Ontology annotation, cellular component: endoplasmic reticulum chaperone complex; endoplasmic reticulum lumen; nucleus. The record is from RefSeq and is a predicted model, not a curated record.